Medioppia subpectinata is the source of this 513-nucleotide messenger RNA. NCBI's taxonomy places the organism in Eukaryota, Metazoa, Arthropoda, Arachnida, Sarcoptiformes, Oppiidae. The record is from the annotation of a GenBank genome assembly.
AUGAUAUCAUAUGGCUACACUGCCAGCAAAAUCGGUUUGUCUGACACCGACGGUGACGCCCACGAAGUGACUCCACUUAAAGAUAGUGUCGAUAAUGAAUAUACAUGUAAAGGCGAUGAAUUGCAUGCCUAUCCCUCCUCUCCUGCUUCUGAUAACUCAAUGAACACCAAUCACUUUGUCGGCAGUUCCAGCGAUUCCAACGAUAAUCGAGUUUACAGUCUUUUAUUGAUUGUAUUGGACUCACUGUUUGUCGCAUUGGAGGACAAGUUGGCGGCGGCGGACAUCACAUCAAUUGUUGUGUGUUCUGUCAUAUUUGUCAUUACAAUCAUAACCAUUGUUGCCUUACAAUCACAGCCCUCUUCGGCCAAAAGGAUAUCGUUUCAGGUACCACUCGUUCCAUGGGUUCCCUUCUUGAGCGUUUUCGUGAACUUCUAUCUAAUGCUAAAACUCUCGACAAUGACUUGGAUUCGGUUCUCUGUGUGGAUGUUCAUCGGGCUAAGCAUUUAUAUUCUG